Messenger RNA from Camellia sinensis, 891 nucleotides. The record is from RefSeq and is a predicted model, not a curated record. Lineage: Eukaryota; Viridiplantae; Streptophyta; Magnoliopsida; Ericales; Theaceae.
AGAGUAGAAAGAUUCAUGGGCAAUGAUGUUGUCCCUUCUUCAAUCAAUCCUGACACCGGUGUCCAAUCCAAAGAUGCCGUCGUAAUUGAUCUAGAGACUGGCUUAUCUGCGAGGCUCUACAUCCCCAAAACCCCCAAUCCAUAUCACAAACUCCAUCUUCUUGUCUACUUCCAUGGCAGUGGCUUCUGCCUGGAAACCGCCUUCUCUCCCACAUACCAUAACUAUCUUAAUUCACUUGUGGCCGAAGCCAACAUCGUUGUUGUCUCUGUUGAUUACAGAAGAGCCCCUGAGCACCUUCUUUCAAUCCCAUACGACAAUUCUUGGGCCGUUGUCAAGUGGGUUGCUUCUCAGUUGACCGCUAAUGGUGGUGAGGUAUGGCUAAAGGAGUACGUUGAUUUUGAUCGGGUUUUCUUUGCAGGAGACAGCGCAGGUGGUAACAUAGCACACAACAUGGCAAUUCGGGUCAGGCUGGAUGGUGCGAAGCUUGUUGGGAUGGUUUUAAUCCAUCCAUAUUUCGGAGGGAAGGGCCCGGUUGGAUUUGAAGGUGCUGACGGUAACAUCAUUGGGAAAGCGGUUGCUGAUAAAUUUUGGCUCUUUGUGUAUCCAUCGUCUAAUGGGUCUGAUGACCCGUUAUUCAACCCAGUUGUGGAUCCGAAGUUUUCAAGCAUGGUUUAUGACAAGGUGUUGGUAUGUGUAGCUGAGAAAGAUUUUUUGAAGGAUAGGGGUUGGUAUUACAAGGAGGAGUUGGGGAGGAGCGGGUGGGGAGGGGUGAUGGAGAUUAUGGAGGUUGCAGGGAAGGACCAUGUGUUUCACUUGUUUAAACCAACUUGUGACAAUGCUGUGGCUUUGCUCAAACGAGUGGCUUGUUUCUUGAAUGAGAACAAUGCCUAG